AUGGUGACCAAAACUCCAUCUUCCCAUGAAGAUAUCCGUAUGAUAAGAGCAGCCAUGAGGCUAAUUUUAACCAUUCUCUUCAUGGGAUUUGUUUUCAUUUGGAUCAUCGUGCCCACCAAUACCUACAAGCAAACAUGGCAGCCUCGUAUCAAGGCCAAGGUUAAUAAUUCGACGUACUUCGGAUCGCAAGGCUUGACGCUUCUGCUCUACACAUUUCCUGUUUUACUCUUUGCGGUUUUGGGAUGCGUCUACAUCCAUUUGGGGAGAAAAUUGGAUGGUCAUGAUCAUAACGUUCAAAGUGGCAAAAACCAUCGGUUCGCGGUGUGGAAACGGCCUAUACUUGUUAAAGGCCCUCAGGGAAUCGUCUCCAGCAUAGAGCUAACCUUCUUUGUCAUGUUCAUUGCACUCCUCGUUUGGUCUUUCUCAACUUACUUGCACAACAGCUUUGCCAAGAUCACCCCAAAAUCGGCAGCAAAGGAUGGAGAAAAAGUGUGGGAAUCCAAGCUAGACAGUGCAGCACUGAGACUAGGGCUAAUCGGGAACAUCUGCCUAGCGUUCCUCUUCUUCCCGGUGGCGCGGGGAUCAUCGGUGCUGCCACUAUUCGGCCUGACGUCUGAGGCCAGCAUCAAGUAUCACAUAUGGCUUGGACACCUUGUCUUGACACUCUUCACGGCUCACGGCCUUUGUUACAUCAUCUUUUGGGGUGUUACACAUGAUAUCUCUCAGAUGCUUAAGUGGGACAAAGUUGGGAUAUCAAAUGUCGCAGGAGAAAUAGCUUUGCUCGCUGGACUGGCCAUGUGGGCAACAACCAUACCUCGUAUAAGGCGAAAAUUCUUUGAGCUCUUCUUUUACACUCAUUAUCUUUACAUCAUCUUUGUCAUAUUCUUUGUCCUCCAUGUUGGCAUUUCUUACUCUUGCAUGAUGCUCCCUGGCUUCUAUCUCUUCUUAGUUGAUCGUUACUUGAGAUUCUUACAAUCUCAGAAAAGUGUUCGCCUAAUUUCUAGUCGCGUUUUAUCCUGUGAAUCUGUGGAACUCAAUUUCUCCAAAAACCCAGGCUUGAAAUACCAUCCAACGAGCACUAUUUUCAUAAAUGUGCCAAGUAUCUCCAAGCUUCAAUGGCAUCCUUUUACCAUUACUUCUAACAGCAAUUUGGAACCGGAGAAGCUCAGCGUUGUCAUUAAGAGUGAAGGAAGUUGGGCUAAGAAGCUUUACUUACUGCUUUCGUCGUCGGCUUCCAACGUAGAUCGGCUUGAAGUCGCUGUUGAAGGACCUUACGGACCUGUUUCAACUAAUUUUCUAAGGCAUGACACUCUUGUGAUGGUGAGCGGAGGAAGUGGAAUAACCCCUUUCAUCUCCAUAAUCCGAGAGCUCAUCUUCACAACCACAACCCUGAAAUGCAAAACCCCGCGAGUACUUCUGAUCGCCGCAUUCAAGAACUCGACAGACCUCUCGAUGCUAGACCUUAUUCUUCCACUUACCCGAACCCCAUCUGACCUUACCAAUCUCGACCUACAAAUUGAGACUUACAUAACGAGAGAGAAGCAGCCCAAAUCAGAUCAUAACUCCAAGCCCCUAAUCCUCACCAAAUGGUUCAAACCCCACGUAACCGAUUCACCCAUUUCAGCCACUCUGGGUCCAAAUGGCUGGCUUUGGCUUGGAGGCAUAAUAGUGUCAUCAUUUAUCAUCUUUCUCAUCUUAAUUGGGGUCAUUACUCGCUACUACAUUUACCCAAUUGACCACAAUUCCAAUAAAGUUUUCUCUUACUCUUUGAGGGGUGUGCUCAACAUGUUGGCCAUUUGCUUCUCCAUAGCUGUUAGUGCUAGUUUGGCAGUGUUUUGGAAUAAGAGACAGAAUGCCAUGGAGGCAAAGCAGAUUCAGAACUUGGACAGAUCGUCGCCGAUGGGGUCACCGGAGUCGCUGUUUUACAAUGCCGAGAGAGAGUUGGAGAGCCUUCCUCAGCAAUCUCUUGGCCAAGCCACUAAUGUGCACUAUGGUGAAAGACCUGAUCUUAAGAGAAUUUUGUUUGAGUGCAAAGGAACGAGCAUCGGAAUUCUUGCUUGCGGACCAAAGAAGCUGAGGCAUGAAGUUGCCAACAUUUGCUCGUCAGGAUUGGCUGAAAAUCUGCAUUUUGAGUCUAUUAGCUUCAGCUGGUGA
Messenger RNA from Morus notabilis, 2154 nucleotides. RefSeq names its product ferric reduction oxidase 2. NCBI's taxonomy places the organism in Eukaryota, Viridiplantae, Streptophyta, Magnoliopsida, Rosales, Moraceae. The transcript is spliced from 8 exons. The record is from RefSeq and is a predicted model, not a curated record. The coding region runs from base 1 to 2154 and encodes 717 amino acids. Gene Ontology annotation, molecular function: oxidoreductase activity. Gene Ontology annotation, cellular component: plasma membrane.